This is a messenger RNA of Lepus europaeus (European hare), 2782 nucleotides long. RefSeq names its product zinc finger CCCH-type containing 15 (gene ZC3H15). NCBI's taxonomy places the organism in Eukaryota, Metazoa, Chordata, Mammalia, Lagomorpha, Leporidae. Gene Ontology annotation, biological process: cytoplasmic translation. Gene Ontology annotation, cellular component: cytosol. The transcript is spliced from 11 exons. The coding region runs from base 149 to 1429 and encodes 426 amino acids. Gene Ontology annotation, molecular function: mRNA binding; metal ion binding. The record is from RefSeq and is a predicted model, not a curated record.
AGGCCGCGUUUCGGCAGCGAAUGAGCGACUUGCUUUCCGUGCGGAGCGGCGGCGACGGCGGCCGGGUCUUCCUCCUCUUGCCGCGGGGCCAGAUCCCCCGACGGUGUCCAGCUGCGUUUAAGUCUGGCCGGUGCCACCUGUCUCCGCAAUGCCCCCCAAGAAACAGGCUCAGGCCGGGGGCAGCAAAAAGGCGGAGCAGAAAAAGAAGGAAAAGAUUAUCGAAGACAAAACUUUUGGUCUAAAGAAUAAGAAAGGAGCAAAGCAACAGAAGUUUAUUAAAGCUGUCACUCAUCAGGUUAAAUUUGGUCAACAAAAUCCACGUCAGGUAGCACAAAGUGAAGCUGAGAAGAAAUUGAAGAAAGAUGACAAGAAGAAAGAAUUACAGGAACUAAAUGAGCUCUUCAAGCCUGUAGUUGCUGCUCAAAAAAUUAGUAAAGGUGCAGAUCCCAAGUCCGUGGUAUGUGCAUUCUUCAAGCAAGGACAAUGUACUAAAGGAGAUAAGUGUAAAUUCUCUCAUGACUUGACUUUGGAGAGAAAAUGUGAAAAGCGAAGUGUUUACAUUGAUGCAAGAGAUGAAGAACUUGAAAAAGAUACUAUGGAUAAUUGGGAUGAGAAAAAGCUGGAAGAAGUAGUGAACAAGAAGCACGGUGAGGCGGAAAAGAAAAAACCAAAAACUCAAAUAGUAUGCAAGCAUUUCCUUGAAGCCAUUGAAAACAACAAGUAUGGCUGGUUUUGGGUUUGCCCUGGAGGGGGCGAUAAUUGCAUGUAUCGCCAUGCACUUCCUCCUGGAUUUGUGUUGAAAAAAGACAAAAAGAAAGAAGAGAAAGAGGAUGAAAUUUCAUUAGAAGAUCUAAUUGAAAGAGAGCGUUCUGCCCUAGGCCCAAAUGUUACCAAAAUCACUCUAGAAUCUUUUCUUGCAUGGAAAAAAAGGAAAAGACAAGAAAAGAUUGAUAGACUUGAACAAGAUAUGGAAAGAAGAAAAGCUGACUUCAAAGCAGGCAAAGCACUAGUGAUCAGUGGUCGUGAGGUGUUUGAAUUUCGUCCUGAAUUGGUCAAUGAUGAUGAUGAAGAAGCAGAUGAUACCCGUUACACCCAAGGAACAGGUGGUGAUGAGGUUGAUGAUUCAAUGAGCAUCAAUGACAUAGAUUUAAGCCUGUACGUCCCAAGAGAUGUAGAUGAGACAGGUAUUACUGUAGCCAGUCUUGAAAGAUUCAGCACAUAUACUUCAGAUAAAGACGAAAACAAAUUAAGCGAAGCUUCUGGAGGUAGGGCUGAAAAUGGUGAAAGAAGUGAUCUGGAAGAAGACAAUGAAGGGGAAGGGCAGGAAAAUGGAGCCAUCGAUGCCGUUCCUGUUGAUGAAAAUCUUUUUACUGGGGAAGAUUUGGAUGAACUAGAAGAAGAAUUAAACACACUUGAUUUAGAAGAAUGACACCAAGCAAGUCAAUGACAAAAUUAAGUCAGCUCAACGUUUCAGUGAGGUUCUUAAAUGCAUAAUGGAAGGAUUAAACUGCUCUUUCUUCCUAAACCAGAAAAGCAUCCUUUGCAUCUCUUCAUCUUCUCUUCCCUUUGAUAGUUGAAGAUUAGAAGACUGAAUGCAAAAUUGUCAGGACUUGUCCAGAAGCAAACAUAAGCACAAGAAAAAAGUUGUGAGCCAAGGAGAUUUCAGAGGCUUUGACAAUAAAUGUAGGCCAUUGACAGGUUUAUUCUUGUACAGCUUGUAUUUUUCUAUCUGAUUUAUUAUAUAAGUGGAUAAGAGUCACAAUACUUGCCUGUAGAAAUGAGAAUGAAAUCUUCUGUGAGAAAUAGGAUAUUUUGGAAUUUGUUGUGCAAUGACUUUUACAUGAAGACUUUGACAAAUAUAAGUGAAAUAUAUUUUUUCAAAAUGUGAACUUACAUAGUGAUUUGUUAACAUCAAAACAGAAAAUCCUUGGGGUCAGCAACUGGCAUAGCAGGUUAAGAUACAGCCUGCAACACUGGCAUCCUAUAUGGACGCUGGUUCAAGUCCCAGCUACUCCAGUUCCGAUCCAGCUCCCUGCUAAUGCACCUGGAAAAGCAGCGGAGGAUGGCCCAAGUCCUUGGGUCCCUGCACACACAUGGGAGACCAAGAAGAAGCUUCUGGCUCCUGGCUUCAGCCUGGCCGAGGCCUGAUCAUUGCGGACAUCUGGGGAGUGAACCAGCGGAUGGAAGAUCUUUGUCUCUCCUUCUCUCUCUCUGGAACUCUUGACUUUCAAAAAAAAAAAACUUUAAAAUAAAUAAAUUAAUUAAGCAGAAUAAGCCAAAUUUGAGAGAGAAAUUGGUUGUUACUGAUUAAUUCCUCUGAUAAAAUUAGUUUUGGAGAGAUCUUUAUUCAUCUUUUUAAACCGCUUUAUUGCUAAACAUUUUUAAAGUGUAUAACUUGGUGUUUGACAAAUAUAUUUGUCUAGGAAACCAUAAUCACAAUCAUAAAAUAAUGCUCAUAGUCAACAUUCUCAUUAAAGGAUUCCUCAUGCACCUUUGUAUACCUUUCCUCCCCAAAUAGACUCUACAUCCCCAAUAAUUUAUAUUUUUAAUGCAAGUGGAAUCAUAUAUAUGUAUUUUUCCUUCCUUUUUGUUUUGUUUAUUUUCACUCUGUCAUUAUUUGGAGAUUUACCUGUAUUACUGCAUUGAUCAGUAGUGCAUUUCUGUAAAUUGCUAAAUAGUAUUUCUUUGUAUGGACAUAACACAGUUUGUUUCCCCAUUCACUUUUUGUUGGAUUUGAGUUUCCAGUUUGGGACUAUUACAAAUAAAGUCAGUAUGAACAGUC